Molecule: messenger RNA, 915 nt
Organism: Aureococcus anophagefferens
Lineage: Eukaryota; Pelagophyceae; Pelagomonadales; Pelagomonadaceae
Exons: 2
Coding region: 1-915 (304 amino acids)
Source: RefSeq, a predicted model, not a curated record
AUGAAGUACACGGAGGAGGCCUACCAGCUCACGGACGAGGAGUCCCUGGCGCCCGUGCGCGCCGCCCCGCAGCGCUCGUCGCGCGCGGGCUUCGCCGCCGCCCUCGUGGCGACGGCCCUGUCGUCGGCGGCCGUCACCUACCGCGUGGCGCGCCCCGCGGCGGGUGCCCCGGCGCUCAUGGCGCUCGACGGCGACAGCUCCGUCGUCGUCCACGCGCACGCGCUCUCGCUCCACACGUUCAUGUUGAGCCACAGCGACGUUCUCGACGCCAUCGACCUCAAGGUCGACUACCUCGGCUCCGCGGCGUCCAUCGAGGAGCACGGCAUCAUCUUCGAGUCCGUGAACAAGUACGAGCUCUGCGCGGAGGACUCCCUCGAGCAGGGCGAGUGGUGGCCCAUGGUCCACUGCAUGUACGGCCUCCAGGCCUGCAUGUCCUACACGGAGACGUCCGACGCCAUGUCGUGCUCCGAGGCCGAGUCGGGCGCCGACGACGACGUCGCGAUCCCGGGCAGCGACACGACGGGCCUCGACUCCUGCGUCUGCACGCUCGAGGGCGUCGUCGACUACUGCUCGGCGAAGCACACGUCGACGAACCUCACGACCCUCUCCGCCUGCACCAAGUCCGCGGAGGCGCUCACGUUGUACGAGGAGAGCAACAACGUCGCCUACGCGAUCAACGACGGCUCGCCGCUCUGGGUGACCAUCAACGGCAACGAGUACUCCUUCUCCACCAACGAGACGGACAUCGGCCUCGCCUCCUGGGCGACACAGGUCCUCUCCCUCACCUGCCAGGCCAUCGACGACUCCGGCGCGAGCCUCCCGUCGACGUGCUCCGACUACGUCUACCCGUCGUCGACGGACUCGUCGGACGUCGACAACACGGGCGGCGACGUCACGCCCGUCGUCCCCGUCUAA